Messenger RNA from Bipolaris oryzae ATCC 44560, 1548 nucleotides. RefSeq lists its product as uncharacterized. Gene Ontology annotation, molecular function: DNA-binding transcription factor activity, RNA polymerase II-specific; RNA polymerase II cis-regulatory region sequence-specific DNA binding. Gene Ontology annotation, cellular component: nucleus. The transcript is spliced from 3 exons. NCBI's taxonomy places the organism in Eukaryota, Fungi, Ascomycota, Dothideomycetes, Pleosporales, Pleosporaceae. The record is from RefSeq and is a predicted model, not a curated record. Gene Ontology annotation, biological process: regulation of transcription by RNA polymerase II. Bases 1 to 1548 code for a protein of 515 amino acids.
AUGAGGGGUGAUUCGCUCAUCCAACAACAUCCCCCCACCCCGCCCAAUGCUGGGGCAGAGUACCAAGUCGGACUUCAUCAAGUUGCCGAAUACAACGCCGACCGCGGAUGUUCAUUCGGAGAGGCAGGGUAUGGUUCCCCAAGCUCGGUGGCGCACCAAGGCAUCCCUUCGCAUGCGUCACAUGGCGACGACAACAUUCAUGGGCUUGGACUAGUAGGUCUACAAUACGACGGUUAUGGACCGCCGACAGAGUUUUUCCCUAACGGCUCGUAUGGCCGCAUGUCGAACGAUCAAGUCUUGUUCUCUCCGCCAACACCAAGUUCUGCUAACGGUGAUGAAGCAAGUCGGGCGGCGACCCGCAGCAGAAGAAGAAUGACCGCAUCCACAUCUCCGCAAGAAACCCAAAUAAGCCUAAGGCCAAAAGCAAUACCGAGAUCCAGGAAAGCGAAAACAGCAAAGGGAGACAGGCAGAAAAUACCCAAGCUGACUGCGCCGCUGAGUAUAUUAACAAAAGAACUGCACAACAUUCCGAUCAAGAACAUGGAAGAGUGGGUCAACAGGCCAGCGGAUGUUCGAAGACGAGAAGCAGAAAAACGGAACGGAUACAUUGCUCGUCCAAUGAACUCGUUCAUGCUGUACAGGUCAGCAUUCGCAGAAAGAGCCAAGUCAUGGUGCUUGCAAAACAACCAUCAAGUUGUGUCAUCGGUGGCCGGGGAAAGCUGGCCUCUUGAGCCGCCAGAGAUCCGCGACCUCUACAGCGAAUAUGCAAAGCUCGAAAGAAUUAAUCAUCAGAACGCGCACCCGACGUACAAAUUUUCACCAAGCAAGACGGCCGCUCUAGCUCGGAAGCGAAGAAACGAAUGGUCAGACGAGGAGGAACCUAGCGAUUUAGACGACACCGAGUGGGCACCAGGUGCGGGAAGGUCACGCCCUCGGCAAACUAGGCGCAUCGAACGCUCGAUCAGUCACCCAUCGAGUGGGAUUGGCACAGAAUACUUUGAUGGAACAUUCGGUCCAAACGCGAACGGUGUCAACAGAUCCUCAUGGGAGAUGACGAAUGAAGGACAGCCUAUGCCGAUGCCGAUUCCGAUGGGCCACAACGAUCUCUACAACUGGCCUUACCACACUGCACCGUAUGCGAACAUGCACAUGAGCCCAAGCUACACAGACGACCUGCACAAGCCGUUGAGUACCUCGACGUUUUCCAACCAUUUCCAAUCGAACCCAUCGAUGCUUGGCUUGCCCGGGGGCAGCGCGGACGACUUGCUCCAACAACUCCAUCCACACGUGAGAACUCCCUUUGACGAAGGACCGUUGGAUCCGAUGCUAUUGGCAUAUGGAGGCAGCCAAUCCAGUAUUGAUCCAGCAUCUCUCCAAUCCAACGACUACCGGAACAACCAGAUCAGCAUGCAAGAAGCGCUAUCGUAUCACGACCUCGACAACCUGCUGGAUCUUCCGCAUGACGAGUAUCAAGCUUGGCAACCCGAUCCGACCAGGGUGUCUUUGGAGCAAGAGUCUGAGUUUGACAAAUGGGUGGGCGAGCAAUAA